Messenger RNA from Rhagoletis pomonella (apple maggot), 6777 nucleotides. Its product is annotated as NACHT domain- and WD repeat-containing protein 1. The coding region runs from base 164 to 6535 and encodes 2123 amino acids. Lineage: Eukaryota; Metazoa; Arthropoda; Insecta; Diptera; Tephritidae. Gene Ontology annotation, molecular function: protein binding. The record is from RefSeq and is a predicted model, not a curated record. The transcript is spliced from 23 exons.
AAGUAUUGAAAAUAUUCAAAGCCAACUGUUAAAAUAACAAAAGUAGCACUAAAAAAAUAACGUUGGAAAAAUAACUUGCAAUCAGGGCUGCUAGUUGGGGUCAGGGUAAGCUACUCACACUCCCUAAUCAUUAUACACCGCAAUCAGCAACACAGCAGGCGACAUGGCUGUACCCAUCGAUGAGGGCGUGCUAAGCGCUCUGCGGGGCAUAACAAGCAAGAAUACACGCCUACCCAAGCCGCUGCUAAUCAAAGUUUAUGUGUCCAGCUUAAAGGAGGAAUUUUGCCAGGAGCGUCGAAUGCUUUUGGAACUAGUUGGUCCUGAACUGCAGUCCAUUUACGAUGAUCGGCAAAUUGAGAUUGAAAUUGUCGACAUGCACUUCGGCACUGGCCCUUUACAUAUUAUGCAAGUCGAACAGGAUCCUUAUAUUCUACAAGAUUAUCUUCACGAAAUUGAGACUUGCUACAAUAACUCAAAAAGUGUAUUUUUUCUGGCGUUAAUCGGCGAUAGAAUCGGUCCCAUGCCAUUACCAACGCACAUCGAUGACGAUAUUUUCACAGCCAUACUAGAGCAUACGCAAACGAGCGAUGAAGAGCGGAAUUUGUUGCGAAAAUGGUACGCACAGACAGCAACAGGCACUCAAAAUAUAAGGAGUUGCAGCAGUAGUGAUGCAGAGGGCAAAGCUGCUAACGCACAUAGCAAAUACGUGCUUAAGCAGGACUAUCGUUCCAUGUUGCUAGAAAAAUGGCAUUCGGAGUAUUUACAGCUACGUGAUGCGAUUGAGCGCUAUCUUCAAAGCAUUAAACGAAAUGCAAAUACAAAAAAUACUCUCUCAGAGGAUUUCAUGAACCGAGCACAGAAGCUGAGAGAGACACAAUUGGAACAGGAAGUGCAAAGAGCGUUAGAGCUGUCGAAUGACAAAAUUUUGGCUGUGUUUCGAGAAUGGUCAUCACAGUUGACCACUAAAAAUGCUGAGGCAGGUGAACGACUACGCAAAAUGAAAGAUCAACUCACUAUGAACCUCUCCUCCGACAAUUACACAACGCUGGUCGUUGCUGGCAAAUCGAGUGAGCAUGCAAUCGAUCCCGACAAUGAGGACCAUGAAACUUAUUUGAGUAAAUUUAAAAACAAAGUUUUUGAUAAAUUACGUUUUCUAAUCGAAGAGCAUAUAACCAACGAUCCUGAUGUCAUCAAGGGGAGAAGAAAGACUGUGCAGGAAAUCUUCCACGAGCAUGCCACACAUUUGCGCAUUCUUCGCGAACAUCAUGAUGCCGUUGCUUUGGCUUCGAGUCGUGUGCCGGGACGUUUGCGUCAGAAUUUGCUAGCCAAUUUCCGCAAUGGCAGUCGUCAUGCACCCUACUUCAUUUAUGGCCCCCAUGGCAGCGGCAAGAGUGCGCUCCUGGUGAACUUGUAUCACCAGUGUAAGGAUUGGUUCAAUUCGACACGCGUCUAUCGCGUUAUGCGCUUUGCUGCCGCAUCACCGCGCUCUGCCUACAAUCUCGAAUUAUUACGCGUGAUUUGUCAGCAAAUCUCCAUUAUUUACAAUAUACCCGAAGGUUAUUUACCCAAAGAUGCUUCCUUCGAUCCGGUCUACAUCAACAGCUGGUUCCAAAAUUUACUACGUCGCAUCGAGGAUAUGAGUAAUGAUAUAUUUUUCAUUUUUAUCGACGAUCUACAACUGCUAAAUCCGCUUGACUGUGACGUGGUGGCGGCACUGUCAUGGCUGCCCACCUCUUUGCCAUGGAAUGUGCAACUCAUCUGCUCGACAACAACACCAAUUGAUCAGCUGCGCUUCACACCAAUGCAACGUGAUCGCUUCAAGUCGGCAGAGUUCCUUUUCGAUUUAACUGCUGAGGAAAAUCGCACUGAGUUGCAUAAGCCACUGGCCGUGGCUGCUGGCCUGCCGGAUAUAUCGUUUACGGAUUUUAUAGCGCACGAAUUUGAACGGCUUGAGGCGCGAUAUGGCAAGAAAUGUGUAGCGCGCUUAGCUGGUUAUAUUACUUGCUCGGAGUUUGGUUUAUCGGAAACGGAAUUGCUCGAGCUGCUGAUGCUCACGGACGAUCCAGAGGCAUUCGUUGAGGCGGAGAGAGGAAAUUUCAAUUUCUCUACCUUCAAGCAAAUACACAGUGAUAUGAAAUUUUUGUUGCGUGAUAAAAUCAUGUCUGGCAAAGUUCUGCUAGAGUGGCGUCACAGUUACUGCGCUGAACUCUCAAAAAGCCGUUAUAUGGAUGCGCAUAGUACACGAACGAUGCACAUAGCUAUCGCCAAUAUAUUUUUUCAGCAGGAAAAUGAAGAGAAUGAUGGCAGCACCAGUGAAAAUGCAUCGGGAGAAAGUGACAAACACUCAGUAAUCAGUCAAAAGGAGAAGGAAAGCAUUUCAGCAUCAGAGCGUAAAGCUUCAUCACAUCACAACGAUGACACAUCCACCUUUUACAAUCCCAUUGCCGCUGAUGUUUCAUACAGUAUGCGACAUGUGGAGGAGAGUUGGCAUCAUUUGAUGCGUUCCGAUGAUAUAGCGAAAUUUAAGCAGAUAGCCGUGUGCAAUUUUGAUUUCCUUUUGGCAGCGGUCCAAACAGUCUCAAUUAGUUAUUUGCGUUGCCUCAUCGAGCAUGUGCGCUGUUACUUGCUAGAUCGGGAUAUCGAACUUAUCUACUAUACAAUACGCAAGUCAAGUGAUGUACUCACACGUGAUCCCAUGCAGCUUGGCUCACAGCUCAUCUCCUGGCUACGUCCAAUCAGCGAACACGACGAGAACGACAACUCAUUACUGAGCAUAACGGUGCGCUCAGCGACCGCCUGGUGUGAUGGCUAUACAGUGCCAUUACUAGUGCCACUUACGGGCUGGUUACCUGCUACGCUGCCCUCGCAGAUACGCGUAAUGACAGUGACGGGCACUGGACAAGUGCGUGAUGUUUGUGUGUCGCCAACUAAGCAGCAUCUCAUCUUGGCAACCAAGUCGGGUGAUGUGCAAUUGUGGCACAUAAUGAGCAACUCAUUGGAGCACAUUUUCAAAGGCCACACUGCCGCAGUCACGUGUCUGUUGGUCGCACCACAAUCUGAUAUUUUGCUGACUGGCUCCGAGGACCACACCGUAUUGGUGUGGAACGUGACAACGCGUGUGCUGAAGACGCAUAUCAAGUCACAUACGGGAAUUGUGGCGAGUGUCGCAGCUGGUGUCAAUAAUACUUUGGCCAUUAGUGGCAGUGAGGACUCGACAAUUGCCAUCUCAGAUAUACAUAGUGGACAGUUGUUACACAGAAUUACACAACAUCGCGCUGCGGUGACAACUGUUAAAGUCAGCAACGCCUGUGAUGUACUGAUCUCCUCGAGUCGAGAUAAAAUAAUCUAUUUGUGGUCUCUGGAUGAUUAUAGACUAUUGAACAGCAUGCAUAUGUGUAGUCCCGUGCGUCGAAUUGACAUUUCAUGUGACUCGGUCUUUCUUCUGGCGCACUGUGAAGAUAAUGUCCUUUAUGUGCGCACAUUGGCCACAGGCAAGGAAUUGCAUGCGCUCAAAGGACACAAGUCGCAGCUCCAUGCCAUGACCAUCGCUAAGGACAGUCAACGCGCCGUUGUUGGAGGCGACGAUACACGUGCGCUCAUUUACGACAUGCACUCGGGGCGGCUAAUCCGCUCAAUGCCACCCAACCCCGGCUCGAUCACUGCGCUCUAUAUGAUGGAUAAUGAUGAUUUCCUCAUCACAGUUGGCGGAAAUAAAAUUACCUUCUAUUCCUUCCGCAACGAAGAAGUCUACGUGCACCCCUACUCACAUAAUCAACGUAGAAAACGUUCAUUGAAGCGGGCACAACAGUCGCAACGUUCCCCGUCGACAACACUACCACCGAUAACAUGUUUCGAUAUUUCACGUGAUUCGCAAUUGGCUGCAAUCGCUUCGAGUCGUAGCGUGCAUAUCGUAAAGAUCAACACGCCCGAAUAUCAGACCACGCUGGACGGACACGCCGCGCCCGUGACUUGUGUGAAUUUUGCGCCAAACGGUGAAUACCUGACCACUGGAUCGGAUGAUCGAACCGUGAAUGUGUGGAGUUUGGGUUUGAGUGAGGUGACCAAUGCGUUCAAGGGUCACAAUGCUUCAGUUAGCUGCGUUGUAGUGCUUAUGGAUUCGCGUCGCGUUAUCUCAACCGAUCGUGACUCGAUGAUGUAUGUGUGGCUGGCUGAGGGUGGGAAUUUGUUGCAAACCAUACAGGGCCCAUACAAGUUUUUGGCCGCAACAAAUAACAUGAAAUUCGCAGUUUCUACGAACGGCGACAAUACUUUGAAGAUCUGGUCGCUCACACGCGAAGAUGAAAAAUAUACUGUCUCACAUUCGGACGAAAUCACCUGCUUUACCAUUACCGCCGACAGUUUGUAUGUAAUAACCGGCUCGCGUGAUAUGUCGCUGAAAGUGUGGCAGGCGACUGGUGGCAAGCUGGCGCAGGUGCUGGUUGGACACACCGAUGCAGUUAAUUGUGUGGCGGUUUCGGUAACCAACAAGACACAGGUAAUAUCCGGUUCGAAGGAUACCAAUCUUAUAAUAUGGGAUUUACAUACGGGUGAGGAGCUACACACGUUGGCGGGUCACUUGGCUCCUGUGUUGGGUGUGAAGGUGUCAGCAGACGGCUCUACUGCAAUUUCGGGUAGUGACGACAAGACGCUCAUCGUGUGGGAGACCAAACGUGGCUUGGCGCUCACCUCACUCCAAAUGCAUGUGCCCUUCCAACGCUUUGACAUUAGUCUUGAAUGUUCUCGCAUUUUAGUGCAAUUAUUGGAGAGCUUCAAUUUGCCCGUCAUUUGUCUGCACAAUACGCCAGCGCAAUAUGUCAAGUUGCCCACAUACUCAGCACCAGCAAUGGAUGCAGAAGAUUUGCGACCGCAGGGCCCCAAACGUCAAAUGAAACGUCUUCUCAAGAAGGAGGUAUCAUUAGACACUUACACCUGGCAAAAGAAGUACGGCCAUCUAACUUCUUCUGUGAUGAUGGCUCAAGUAGAUGAACGCUUGAAACGUCGCUUCUCGGUAUCUGCAAGCAUGGAGGAGAUCUCGAAAAUCGCCGAAAUGAAAACAAUCACAUCGCAGACCAAUUUAGGCCCCGAACAAGCCGCCUUGGCGCAAUCACAGCAUUUCGAUCAGUUGGAGGCUUUAUGGAAUAAGCGUUCGCCGCCGAGAAGGAGACACAAUGCGGGUCUCUCACGGCAAACAUCACUCGUCGAGGAUCGCCUUGAGUCAUCCGACGACGAUGAGUAUCACGACGAGCGUACAGGUAUGUUUUCCCUUUCGUGCGAUCAAAUACACUUAUUAGCCAAUAUUCCGAGCAUGCUUCGAAUGCGUCCGCUUUCCCUGCAAGAGCACAUUUGGCUCACAUGUAGUUUGAAGGUACCCAUCGCACAUCAUUUAGCACAAAAUCAACACCAACACCAACAUGAACACAACCAUUUCCACCAUCACCACCACUAUCACAACUCACAUCAACACCACACAACUGUUACAACAACAGCCAGCAGCAGUAAUUUCGAUACGAAUAGUAACAGCAGCGCCAGUGGCCACAAUGCCACACAAAAUACGCGAAGUAGCGAGCGCAACAACAUCAAGGACAACGCCAACAAAAAUCACACACAACAACAAAGGACACACACACAUACCUGCGCAUGUUUGUUGCUACAUCAUCACCCCCAACAGCAGUCGCAACUACAGCAAAGGCGACGAUGCAACAGCAACGCCAGUGCUGUACGUCAACAACCAGAUUUAGUACGCGACUUGCAAUGUGAAGGCGGCCGCUGUGGCAGCAUGAACUCAGCACCGAGUUCGCCUUGUGAUGGCGAUUGUACGGACAGCGCGGACGAUGCUACGGAUUAUCUGAGUCGCGCACGUCGUCUAUUCCGCUGGCGUAGCCUCAAAACGCAUCGCGUUGCACACGCCCAAAAUUGUCAUUCCUUGCAGCCGCAUAUUUAUUUGAAUGGCACAACGACGCAAGCGGCGUCCAGCCAACACAACAACAUGCCACCAACAGCCACGCCGAUUAUCAUUGUAGAGAACUAUGAGCACCACAACGUGCGUCGAGUGCGCACGAAUAGAGUAAUGCAUCCGCAUACCGGACGCGCCGCAUGGGGUCACAUAGCCGAGGAAACUAUCACCGAAUUACGUUGCGCCCAGCAGAAAAAUCACUCUGCUAAACAAGAUACUACCGCCUCUGACACGCAUCAAUCACAUCAGUCGCCAUUGGCUGGCGCAGCUAGUACAACUGCUGUACACUCACGCAUGUCCGAGUAUUUGCGUCGUAGCUUGCGUAUCUCUCGCAUCUUCAGACGUGCGCAUUCCCAGAGUGAAGAGUCGUCGCAGGCAGCGACUGCGAUCGGGGGCAAGGAGAAGCGAUACUAUGAUGUUGUAAAUAUCGCUACGUGUGACGGGAAUGCGAGUAGUGCACUGUGUGAUACAGCGCUUAAGAUGCAUAACAAGCUGAAGUUAAAGAAAUUGAAGGAAGAGAAACGAACUAAGUCAGUAGAAGGGGAAGAAGGAGACUCCAAUAGCGCGUGUGUGACACAGUAGGGAGAGAGGGGGGCAAAAUUAUCAGCGUAGGAAUUUCUUGCUCUAUUAUGAAUAGAUUUUACGAUUAUUUUAGCUUCUUGGUGGUAAUAUCCUUACCAGCAAAACUCCGAUUACCUUCGAGACGACAUCGCAAUAACUUUUCAAUUUUUUUAGUUUGAACUAAGGUAUUUUGUUAUUGCAUCUGGUCUCCAGAGAGUUAAAAAAUAUUCUGCUUUUUUUAAUGUCAUAGUGGGUCAUUUGAA